AUUUAUUUCCUAGAAUGGUGAAAAUUUCUGCAUUCUGGAUGAGCAGAGGUUUGCUAAGGAGCUACUUCCCAAAUACUUUAAACACAACAAUAUCUCCAGCUUCAUACGUCAGCUUAACAUGUAUGGGUUCAGGAAAGUGAUUGCGCUGGAGAAUGGUAUGAUUACAGUGGAGAAAAAUUCAGUCAUUGAGUUUCAGCACCCUUUCUUCAAGCAAGGAAAGGCACACUUACUGGAAAACAUCAAGCGCAAGUCAGCUGAUGGCAUUAUGUAUGGCAGCAGAGAAAAUAAGGCCCUGUGGAAAGAAGUGGCAGUUCUAAGGCAGAAGCACAGUCAACAACAGAAGCUGCUGUCUAAGAUUCUUCAAUUUAUACUAAGUUUGAUGCGAGGAAAUUAUAUUGUUGGGGUCAAAAGAAAAAGGUCUCUACCAGACGCUGCAGGUGCUUCCCCUUCCAAGUACAGUCGCCAGUACGUUCGCAUUCCUGUGGAGAGUGGCCAAGCAGUGACUUUUUCUGAACAUAAUUUGGAUGGUGGAGAUGGAAAUGGUACAGGUCUUAUCAUUCGAGAUAUCACUGACACUCUGGAUAAUGCUACUGAUGGGCUUCUUGCUCUGGCCCACACAAGUAGCAAAGCCAGAGAGACACAAACAGCUCUGGAUCCUGGCUUACCGAUUUGUCAAGUAUCACAGCUGGUUGAGUCAAACUGUGCAGAACCUAUGCCUCAUAUUCAGAUAAAAGAUGCUAACAAAACCAGUGAAAUAAGAAAUGAUGCUGUGGAGCUUCAUACAGCACAAACUAAUACUCCAGAAGACCCCGUGUCAGUGAUUGACUCCAUACUGAACGAAAACAAUUCUGGAAACCAAAGUGAUCCUUUACUGGACAGAGAAGAAAUCCAGGAUUUUCUAAAUUGCAUUGAUGCAAGCCUUGAAGAGCUCCAAGCAAUGCUAUCUGCAAAGCAGUAUAACCUUGGUUCUGAAGCUUUCAGUGAAACAUUUAAUCCUGAGCUGCCAGCCCUGGAUAUGAAUUUGAUGGAAACUUCCCCUGGUAUGGAAAAUAUUGCAAACCUGGCAGACAGCACUGAAGAUCUGGGAGCAAACGAGAGAGAAACAGCAGGAAACAAAGAUAUGCAGCUGAUACAGUACAAAGCAAAUCCUCUGCUUUCAUUAUUUGAAGAAUUACCCUCAGGCGAAGCUGCAGCGAAAACAGAAGAUGCUAAAGACCUUCUACUGGCCCCCCUGGAGGAGAAACCUGAGGGAGGAUGGAGAGCAGGUAGUGAAACUGUCUUGCCACUAGCAGCUCCAGCAAGCCAGGCUGAGCCUCUUGAUGCUCUGGGAAUGGGUGAUCCACCUCUCCUCUCAGAGGAUGGGAAUGGAGAGUAUAAACUGUUUCCACUCCUGAUGCUCAGUCCUGUUGCUAACUUCAUAGAAGAGGCCUCCGAGAUAGAACCUUCCUGAACUCGUGUAACAUCUAUAACAGGCUGAGCAAUGUAAAAUAGUAACAAAGAUAAAUGGAUCAGCAAGAAGUUUCAUCUUCUCUCUCCUCUCCUGCCUCCUGCGUGUCAUAUUCUGUAUAGACAAAAGAAGGUCCUCUUUCUGCACGCAGAGAGCAAGCCUGGAAAAGCUGAAAUCAAGGUCAAAGCAAGAACUAAUGGGACUGAAGGCACUGGGAGGAGGGAAAAACAAGUUCCCUGUAAACAUUAUUGCAAUGUAUUCCAUAACUGUUUUUAUCUGAUAUUCUUACUGCAACUGCAAGAGGAAAUCUGUUUGUAUGCUGUUUGUAAAGUUUGGCUGUUUUU
This is a messenger RNA of Tinamus guttatus (white-throated tinamou), 1791 nucleotides long. The record is from RefSeq and is a predicted model, not a curated record. Lineage: Eukaryota; Metazoa; Chordata; Aves; Tinamiformes; Tinamidae.